Molecule: messenger RNA, 1694 nt
Organism: Trichomycterus rosablanca
Lineage: Eukaryota; Metazoa; Chordata; Actinopteri; Siluriformes; Trichomycteridae
Gene: tpd52l2a
Product: tpd52 like 2a
Exons: 9
Coding region: 96-662 (188 amino acids)
Cellular component (GO): cytoplasm
Source: RefSeq, a predicted model, not a curated record
AUCUGCUGUUUCUGCACGUCAACACUGCACAGGAUCAGCGCUGUUCUGUAACACUAAACAAGUUCAACUCUUUAAAUCUGUUUAUUUUUAUCAGAAUGGACUCAGCAGGUGGAGAUUUCUCCAAGUUCGAUGUGGAUGGAGCCAGUGGAAGGACUGUACCACCAGGCCUCACAGUGCAGGAGGCAGAAGAGAUACAGCUGGAACUCACAAAGGUGGAGGAUGAAAUUCUGACUUUAAGGCAGGUUCUGUCUGCAAAAGAGAAGCAUGCUGGGGAUCUAAGAAGGAGGCUGGGCAUGACCCCUCUGUCUGAGAUCAAAAGCAACUUUACCAAAGGUUGGCAUGAAGUUCAGGCUUCAAAUGCUUAUCUUACGGCUUCUGCAACUCUGGAGGACAUUAGUCGUUCUGAUGUAUACAAGAAAACUCAGGAGACUCUUUCUCAGGCGGGUCAGAUGACCUCAUCAGCUUUCUCCACACUGGGCUCAACUAUCAGAAGCAGAGUUGGAGAAAUGAGGGCUUUGACUUACACGCCCUCAACAGGUAGCAACUACUCCAUGCGCCACUCCUUAAGUAUGCCCACUAUGAGGAACUCGCCGACCUUUAAAACCUUUGAGGAUAAAGUGUCUAAUUUAGGUGGAAACCGACCGAAUGGUGAAGAUGCUUAACCCUCAGCUGGCCGUGAUUCUCGAGUAGGAAGCACAACCUCAUUACCAAAUCUGACCUUUCUGAGCAAAACCAUGUCUUUUAUUGAAUGCACUUUGCUAACCACCUGGAAAAGUUACAUCUCGAUCAAUUGGGAGAAACUGUUAUAUAAAAGCAUGACACUUCUGCUGCUGGAUUUCUGUAUGAUUCAAUUUGAAUAAACUCACACUGUAUAUUAACUCACACUCCUAAAAAUAAACAUGAACGUGGGAAACUGCUGGUAUCCUCCUAACUGCCGUUCUGUGCAGUGAAUUUGUUUGUAGUUUGUAAAAGGGUUUCAGACUAAUGUCUGCACUUAAGUUACCAGAUUUUGAGUGAGGCCGUUUAGUCCUUGCUGCUCUAUACACUGUAGGUAAACCUGGAAAGCUUUCCUGGCACUGUGAGGUACUGCUGGUGCAUAUGAUUGUUACACUUUUAUUAAACGAUGUAUUAAAUCCCUGUAACUCAGGGCAACAGGUGCAACAUUCGACCCUGGGAAUGUAACGUCUUAUUAGUGUAGAAUAUAUGAUUAAAUCCCUUAUUUUUAUGAUUUCUGUUUAGUUGUAAAUUUACCCUUGUUGCCCAUUAGUCAGUUACUACUGUUUUUCUGCUACAAUGAAGGAUUCUGUUGAGUUUAAAUCUAUAUUUUGGUGUUUGAUUAGAUGUGUCAUGUCUGUCUUGAUUUUUUUUCUCUGGUAAAACAUUAAGACAAAAGCUUAAAAUAGCAAACUGACCUUUAAUGUAAUGUGUUGUUUUAUAUUUAUUUUGGCAUCAUUCAGGAACUAAAUGCAACCAAACUGGUGUUUCUGUACAUUUUGGCUUAUUUUGGUCUGAUACAAAAUGCAGCGUUCACAUAAUGAAAGACUGUUAACUUUCUUCUUUACACUAAUCUGACUGCAGUGUGUGAUUGAAUCUUUAAAGGUCUCAUGUUGGCCUACUGCAACAUAUGCUACUGAGGUAUUUAAUAUUCCCAUUUUGUUAUGGAAAUGCUUAAAUAAACCUAGAGGUGGAAAACA